AUGCCAAAGAUCGAGAAUAUUUUCAAUUUCCAUCCCACUGCAGUUGUAGCACAAGAUGUCGACCUAGUAGGCGAAGUGACGAUCGGGCCCAAUUGUAUCAUUCAUCCGUCAUGUACGAUCGUUGCGCUGGGUCCAAUAAUUUUCGAGUCGGGAUGUAUAGUCGAAGAACAAUCGGUGAUCUGCAACCGAAGAAAGACGGUGAUGAAGAUUGGGUCGAACAACCUAUUCUCAGUUGGAAGCAGAGUAGAAGCGAUUUCGAUAGGUUCGCGGAACGUGUUUGAGGCGAAGAGCCGGGUGAGUCCGGAGGUUCAGGUGGGCUCGGACAGUGUGAUCGGGGCGGGGACGACGGUGGUGAGUGAGCCGGAUCUGCACUGGUUCGAGAACGCUCGCGACCCGAAUGCGGAGGAGGAUGAGGAUGAUGAUGAAAGGCAGCGGCGAUCUCGUCUGCUCGACUCUCUCGUCAUUCGUACCCUUCCGGAUUUCACUGUCAUCUAUGGCGCUAGCUCGGUCCAGUCUACUUGGUCUGGUGAAGGCAUCGGACAGGCCAUCGGCCUCCACGCUAAACAUCUCCUCUAUCUUGCCGAAACUUUACCCAAAUUUCAUCGCAUCAGAUCCUCUACUUCUUCUUCUUCAAAACUUCCUCCUCCCUCUUCUUCUUCCAAAAAUUGA
This is a messenger RNA of Puccinia graminis f. sp. tritici CRL 75-36-700-3, 669 nucleotides long. RefSeq lists its product as uncharacterized. NCBI's taxonomy places the organism in Eukaryota, Fungi, Basidiomycota, Pucciniomycetes, Pucciniales, Pucciniaceae. Gene Ontology annotation, biological process: mitotic spindle organization. Gene Ontology annotation, molecular function: dynein complex binding. The record is from RefSeq and is a predicted model, not a curated record. Gene Ontology annotation, cellular component: dynactin complex. The coding region runs from base 1 to 669 and encodes 222 amino acids. The transcript has 5 exons.